ACCCAGCACUCAGCAUGUUAGCUCCGAGGAUGUCACGAGUGGACUUCAAUGUGGCAGGCUAGGACUACUAGACAAAUAUUAGUCAUUUAAUAAUAUUUUCCCACAUCUGCCAUGGCGUGACUGAAAUUAUACCCUUUGGCUCUGAAAGUAAUGGAGCAAUCUGAGGAGCACAGACAGUGUGGUAAAUGGAGAACUGCCUGUGGAUUGUACAACUGCAAGCCGAGGGAUGUUUUCACAUGGCAUCUGCUAAAGACUAUAGCCAUGGGCCAGCUCCUGUCCCUUUUGAUCUGUGGAACUGCCGUGAGCUGUGAGUACCUGGCCAAUGUGGAGACCACCAUGCUGCAGAGCUUCUUCACUUACGCCCUGCUGCUGCUGACUAACACCACAAUCCUUAGUGCACGCAAAGGUGACGAUAACCUCCUACAGAUUUUAAGACUCAAGUGGUGGAAGUAUCUGGUCAUGGGUAUAGCUGAUGUGGAGGCAAACUAUGUAGUUGUGAAGGCUUAUCAGUUCACCACUCUGACAAGCAUUCAGCUGUUGGACUGCUUUGUAAUCCCAGUGCUGAUGAUGCUAUCCUGGUUCUUCCUGAAGACGCGGUACAGGAUUAUCCACUUUAUAGCUGUGACAGUGUGCCUGUUUGGGGUGGGGGCCAUGGUUGGAGCUGACAUACAGGCCGGAAGAGAUACGGGUUCGACCAGGGAUGUGCUGCUUGGCGAUGGAUUGGUUCUGCUCAGUGCUGUCCUCUAUGCAGUAUCCAACAUAUGCCAGGAGCACACGGUGAAGAAGCUGAGCAGAGUCGAGUUUCUUGGCAUGAUGGGCCUCUUUGGAACUCUCAUUAGUGGUAUACAGCUAGCUGUUUUGGAAGCAAAUGCAAUAGCUGCAAUAAAAUGGGAUUUUCACAUAUCCAUGCUGUUUGCAGUCUACACCUUGUGUAUGUACGCACUUUACAGCUUCAUGCCAGUGGUCGUGAAGAUGACCAGUGCCACUGCGGUCAACCUCUCUCUGCUCACAGCAGAUCUCUUCAGCCUAUUCUGUGGCCUCUUUCUUUUCCACUACAAGUUCUCAGCUCUGUACAUCCUCUCCUUUGUUGUCAUCAUUGUGGGUUUUGUAAUGUUUAAUGCCAUCCCAACAUACUCGGCUUUACCUGGCGACUAUGCUGAGGAGAAUGAUGACCACGGGACUGAGAGCUUCUCAGACCGAAGGCUGGGCGCACACAGAGAGACUCAGAGACCUGAGGCAGGCACAGCAGUCUCUGCACUAUGACCAAAGAGUGAUUUUUUUAACCCCCCCCCCCAAUAUUGUCAGUUUUUCAGUUGUACUGUUACAGUAGCAUUCUCACUGCAAGAUUGUUGUUCUAUUUGUAAGUUCAAUUUUUUUUUACUGUCAUGACGUUGGUAACUGGGAUGUCAGCUUUUUAUUAAAUGAUUGAUUAUUGUUCUAAGCUGCUCAACCCUCUCUACCCUCCUUUUUCCUAAAAAAAACAAACAAUUUGAUUAAAUGUUUUACACUGAAAAUGAAGCAUGCAACUGUGCAGUAGGAGUUAAACUUUUUUACUAAUACAUUUUGUGUAUUCUCUGUGACCUGUGUAAUUUCUGAUUUCCUCAACUCAGUAUGUAUGUAGUAGACCCAUUUGCAUAGAGCUAAUAGCCUCAUACCUUAUUAUUAAGUCUGUUGAGGAAACCUCUAAAUCAUAGAACUUUAAAUCCUUAAUGUUAAAUCCUCCUCUAGCAACUCACUCAAGGUAAAGUAACUGUGGAACUGGUGUUGUAGUUUAAUGUUAAACCCUCUUUUUGUAAGUCGCUUCAGAUAAAAAGGUCUGCUAAAUGUGAAUCUUUCUUAGCCACUGUAGAAACAAGAUGCCUUAUGAUUUAAAGCAUGGGCAGUUAGUAAAGAUCACACUUCACUUCACUUAAACCAUUAUUAUCAAUAUAGUCCUACUCCAUGCAUUUAUAAGACAGUUCAAUAUUCUGUUACAUACUAACUUUGAAACAAUUAGUUCAGUACAAAUUAAUUCAAUUCUUCCGACAGUUACAGUUUUAUGUUUUAUACCUUUUCUCUACAACCAUGUAUUUAAGCAACAAAAUAAUUGUUCUUUGUUUUGUUCUGAAGUUGUGGGCAGUAGCACCACGAAGCAAAUGUCUUUGAUUCCAUCAAUUGUUAAGUCAGAAAUCAAGACAUCCCAGCCCGAGGAUGCUACAGGGCAGUUUCAGGCCAGCGAAUGUGCACAGCAAAAGCCACUGUGUUUAAAGAUGUUUUAGUCUUUAAAUUGUCAUAACUCCAUCCUUGAUGAGAGCCACCACAUUUUUAAUCAUAGGAUGUUAAACACAUUACAGCUGUACGAUCAACAAUUGAAAUUGAAAACAAAGCCAUUAAAAUGGAGGCAGACAGCAUUAGGCUUUACUUCUCUGGCACGUUUGCACAUUUUUGUGUUGCGUUUAAAAAAAUAUAUAUAUUCCAAGAGAUAACUCAAAUUAUCUGGUCUGGUUCUGGCAAUGGUUUCCCCAGGUCCUUCUUACACAUCCUUGUCAGAGGAUUACAUCGAAGUGAUGUGAUACAGCAUACUAUUUCUCAGACUUCAAAUAAAAUGUUUCAGACCAGUUUGGAAUUAAUUGAAAUGUAUCAAAUGAUGAUUGUGUCCCACUGAAUAAAAAUUGACUAUAUCUUUGAAAUUACAUGAGAGAAAACAUACAAAUAAACAAACACCCACAGAGACUUGCAUUUACUCUUA
Menidia menidia (Atlantic silverside) is the source of this 2728-nucleotide messenger RNA. The record is from the annotation of a GenBank genome assembly. NCBI's taxonomy places the organism in Eukaryota, Metazoa, Chordata, Actinopteri, Atheriniformes, Atherinopsidae.